Messenger RNA from Penicillium soppii, 4044 nucleotides. RefSeq names its product C2 domain protein. The coding region runs from base 1 to 4044 and encodes 1347 amino acids. The record is from RefSeq and is a predicted model, not a curated record. The transcript is spliced from 2 exons. NCBI's taxonomy places the organism in Eukaryota, Fungi, Ascomycota, Eurotiomycetes, Eurotiales, Aspergillaceae.
AUGUCGACGGCAUCUACUCAGUCCCGAGGAGUAAACCGACGGAUUAACAGUAUUCAGAAUGAAGGCCGCCAUUCGCGCAACGCCUCCGCAUCGCGGCGCCGUCCUCUGAGUGCCAACGUGGCAUACAGCCAUGCCCUCCGAGUCGCCUAUCUUGCCUAUCUCCUUAACCCUCGCUCUCGUCGCAUCCAAAAUGCCCCCGUCGCGCCGGCGCGACCAAAACGGUCAUCUACCUCGAUCCAUGAUUUGAUGAGCGACUUCUCGUUAGUCAGGGACUCCAAAAGCACAAGGGUUCCCCAUGGAUUCGUCUCCGAGCUGGAGAAGCGGUUGACCGCCGUGUUGAUGGGAAAGGAGAAGAGGAAGGAAUAUCAAGACCAUCUGGUGGUGCGAACAUUCGCUGUCUUCCUCAAUGUGUUGAAAGAGGACUCUUUCCGCAAGCGCAUGGAGAAAGACCGGCGAGCUGAAGACUUACUCCUGAUUUUCUACUCCAAUGCGAUCAAAGAGCUAGGAAAGGGCAAGGAACAUGACGAUGAUAGCUGGAAACUCAUGGUGGAUCGACACGUUGCACUAUUUGUCCGACUCCUGGCACUUACACUGAAAGACCACGACUGGUCUAAGGACCGCCCCGAGUUGGCUAAUCGAUUAACGGUAUUGGAAAACAAACUUCUCUUGCAAGAUAAAGACCUUAUGGAAACGAAUGGACCUGCGUCUGCGACGGAAUUCCCUGCUUCAUUGAGCUAUAAAGUUAAGGACAUGCCCCUGGUGCAACAUGUGGCCAAAGUAUUUGGCAUGACAAACUCCGAAGCGCAAUCCGAGAUCGAUAAGCAAAAGUCCGUCUGGACCGAGCAGGCUGCUUUGAAGGAUCUGAAAACAUACCAAGCACACCUGAGUCUUCAGACCCACAAGACACUGUCAAGGGCCGACUUUGAGUCUGACGAGGGGUACGAGGCUUGGAAAAAGAGCGAGAGUCCUGACCUCUCCCAAAUGAUACUCGCCAUCAUACAAUCAAAUCCUGAGCUCGCCAAAAGCACCCCGGGAUCUCUUCCUCAAUUCAACCCGAAUGAGAACCCCGACUUGUCGAGAACAAUCUCCGGCCGGACUGAUAGGACUUCUUAUGCCAGUGACCAAUCUGUUGACCUUAGUGGUCUUUCUCUAGGAGACUCGGAUGAAUCUGAUACCUACACCUUCAUACCGUCUGACCCCAGGUCUGUGUACCGAUACAUUCUGUCCCAAACCUUGAGCCAUGAUCUGCGAGACCGAGAAAUUGAAGCUACACAGGCGACGUCUGAUGUCCCUUCAACCAUGCUGUUAUCGAAACAGUCUUCUGAAUUGCUAAAUGAAAUUUGUCUCCGCUGGCGGAUUCCCACCUUCUCCCGGGUCGUGCUUUUCCUUGAGGUGGCACAGACUAAAUUUGUUGACAAUGAAAUUGAUCUUGAUACUGUCGGCUCAGCAUUUACUUUUGUGAAGGAAAUGCCUCAAGGCGAGAACCGCAAGCGCAGUAGCUUUGUGGCAUCUUCGGUGUUUGAUCGACAACGAUGGACUGUUCAAGAUCUUCAAACAAUGCAAAUGCUUUUGUCCAAACUUCAUGAAGCUUUGUUGCGAGAGCUGUACGAGGCCAUGAUGGAUUGUUUUGAGGCCAAGCCACGGCCCCUUGGACCAGUCAUGUACAUUCUCGAAUCCCACGUUCGGGCAGAUCCAAACUAUAUCGAAGACCCCGAGGACGUCGAUCGAUUCAGCACAUAUGUGCAAGAAGGACUCGCUCAAAAAGCGACAACCAAGUAUCAAACACUUCUUGGCCAGUUAAUCCCAGUUGACUCGGAGUCUUGGGAGGCCGAUCAUGUCAUUCAGCUCGGAGAUGCGAUCUCAAAGCUUGCACUGAAAAUCCAGAAACGAUACCGGAAUAAUCCAGAAAUUAUGGGUGUAAACCCGUACACCACGUUGUGUUCCAAUGUACUUCCCUUGUUUGCUGAGGAUGCACAUGAGAUGGUGAUAAGGAUCCUAGAACAAGCCAAGGUUCGGGGCGAGGAGAUUCCUAUUGAAGAUGGCUUCGAUCUAUAUAAGAAGCUUGCUACUGUCAGACGUUUGUUCCAUAAUACCCACGAAGAUGCUCAAUUCCCGUUCCACGUGGAGAGUUUACUCCAAGAAUUCGUCUGGCGUUGGCUUCGUCUGACUGACCGCAAGGUCAUGGAAUGGGUCAGCCAAGCUACUAGACAGGAUGCGUUCUCCGUUCGUGCCGACGACGUGGACCUUGCACCUGAAGAUGAUCGACACAGUGUGUCGGUGAUUGAUAUAUUCCGAUCCUUCAACCAGGUAGUUGAAAACCUGGCGGGACUUGAAUGGGACGACGAUUUCCAGUACGCGAAAUUCAUGACGCACCUCUCUAACUCAAUCGGUAAAGGAGUGGCGACAUACUGUGACUCUUUGGAGAAGAUGUUUGCCCGAGAGAUGGAUCGUCUCACUCCCGAACAAGAGGCGGCAUUGAAUCAAACCACGCAGGAAAAAUGGAUGCAAUUCGCCAAGGAUACCUGGACGAAUAAGGACAAGAUCGAGCCCUUCCAGUUCUCAUCCGAAUCCUUGGUGAAAUUGAACAAUAUCGAGUACGCCCUCGUCCAACUUGACAAGCUUGAGAACGACAUCAAUGUCGACGGGUGCGCCGAGGUUAUAGCGAGAAACACUCCCCCGCAGCUCAAGAAAGUCCGCAAGUCUACUACUUAUGUUUUCACAAUCAAGAUCGUCGAGGCAGAAGACUUGAAAGCAUGCGACAUUGGUGGUGGCAGCGAUCCGUACGUUGUUUUAACGGACGAAUAUCAAAAGCGUAUUGCCAAAACCCGCACUAUUUACAAUAAUCUUAAUCCUCGGUGGGAAGAUGCAGUGGAUCUCACAACCCAAGGUCCUUUGAAUAUCAUCGCUACUAUCUGGGAUUGGGAUGCAGUGGGCGAUCAUGACUACGUUGGCCGUACGUCGAUUAAAUUGGAUCCAGUUCACUUCAGCGAUUUCUUGCCUAGGGAAUAUUGGCUAGACCUGGAUACCCAAGGCCGGCUUUUGCUCCGAGUUAGCAUGGAAGGCGAGCGGGAUGACAUCCAGUUCUACUUCGGUAAGGCUUUCCGUACACUCAAGCGAACCGAGAGGGACAUGACUCGCAAGAUCACAGAGAAACUUUCAGCAUACAUCAAUCAUUGUUUGUCUCGUCGAACAUUGAAAUCUCUGCUCUCUCGGGGCAUCAGUAUGUCCACCGUGUCGAGUUUCUUGAAUCGCAACCGAGCCCCGGCAGCUCCCUCUGGUCCCACCUCGGCCGAUGUCGAGAAUGCACUCACACCUCUGUUCAACUACUUCAACGACAACUUUGCCAUCAUGAACAAGACACUCACCCCAGAAGCCAUGAAGAUGGUGAUGGCUCGUCUAUGGAAGGAAGUUCUCGCUACCAUCGAGAGCCUGCUCGUCCCACCCCUGUCCGACAAGCCCUCCCACCAAAAGCCUCUCACCAUCCAAGAAGUGGACAUCGUAUCACGCUGGCUCGUGCUACUCCUCAACUUCUUCCACGCGGUUGACGACGAAACCGGCGAAGCCAACGGCGUUCCAAUCGACAUCCUGAAAUCACCUAAAUACCAUGAAAUCCAGUCUCUGAAUUUCUUCUACUUCGAACCAACAGAGAACCUCAUCCGUACCUCAGAGCGCAUGGCCUCCGCAACCGUCAACCGCCAACAAGCAGCCCGCAACCGCACUUCCGCGCCCACCCUCGGCGCCACAGGUCCCGGCAGUCUCGGUCUUCCUGCUGCUCGUCGCGCCAAGAGUAUCAUGCUCUCCCGCAACUUGGGCACCAUGAAAAAAGCCAAGGAAGAAAAGCGACGAGAAGCACAGGCCGAUCCGAACGAUGAUAUGAUCUUGCGCAUUCUCCGUAUGCGUCCUGAAGCGGCUGGUUACCUGCGCGAUCGCAGCAGACAGAAGGAAAGACUUGCUGCGGCCGCUGCGGCCGAUGCUAUUGUGAAACAGAGUUUGAUGGCCGGUGCAGGAAGCCGCAUGAGCGGUAUGAUCCCUCGUGUCCGGUGA